UUAAGAUUAAGUAUUAUUUGUAUGUCGUUGAAAACAUGGACUACAGACAUUUGUUUAAUAAGAUAUUUCUGUUUUCAUUAAUGAUUCCAAUUACAGAUGUAUACUCACUCACACUCAGUGUUUACCAGAGCGCUGACAAAGCAGUUUUGGGUGACAACCCGUUUACACUGUCAUGUACAUACACAACUGGUUUGCUGGAACAGUUGUAUUCUAUUCAGUUGAUGAGGAAGCGGGUGUCAGAUUCAGAUUUUACAACAAUAGUGACUUUCGAUAGCCCUUUGAGUCCUCUUAAUGCAACUUAUACAGAUUCUUCACUGGAAUCUAGGACAGUAGCAACAAAACCAACGGCAGACAGUAGUACAGCAACACUUGUGUUUAACACAGUAAAGUGUGAUGAUAAAGCUACAUAUAAAUGGAAGGCAUUUUACUCUGACGGAACAAAUAGGAAUGUCGAGGAAACUUUUACUUUUACUGUGAAAGCAAAAACAUUGUUUUGGCAACAGGAUCAUCGUUCUCUUUCCUACGCACCAAGUACUAACCUAGAAGAGGGUGAUAAUGUUGUAUUCACCUGCUCUGGGGAUGUUGGUAACGAACCAGUUGGUCUCCUAGGCUGGUUCUACUAUCUGUACAAUGAUAUAUCAAAUGCUAUUAACGCAUCAAGUAAAGCUACAUCAACAGCUCCAGUAUACGUGUCAAGCACCUGUAGUUAUACCCGCACAUCUACUCUACAACUUACAAUGACAAGGGACUUCAACGAUCUUGUAGUGAGAUGUACAGUUCAACAGGAUAAGUACGAUCAGUUUGGCGAUGGUAACGUACAAACAGAAAAUAUUCCAGUCUAUUAUGCUCCAAGAAUUUCUACCAUACCUAAUACUACAAUCAAUGAAGGUCAGGACAUGUAUGCUAUAUGUGAUGCAGACUCGUAUCCAGCACCUGUGUAUAGAUGGCUCCUAGCCAACGGUUCCGUGAUUCGUGGACCGCAUCUAGUACUUGCAAGCCCUACAGUUGAAGAUACUGGAUUGUACACAUGCAUUGUUUACAAUACAUACAAGAGUGAAAACCAUACCGUAAAAAGGAUUACCUUUAUUCAGAUUUUGAAGACACCUGCCAUUUCUACAACAGUGGCAUCAAAAAUGACAUCAACAAUGACAUCGACAAUGAUAUCGACACAUGUUCAGAAAUCGUCUUCAGACGAUGCUGAAAAGUCAACAGACACCGCGGCAUUUAUUGGUGUAGGGGUUGGAACAUGUGUGUUUACCCUCAUUGUCGUUGGAAGUGUACUUGUUGUGACCAGGUACAUUCGAGGAAGACGAAAACAUAUCCAAAACGACGGAAAUGGAACGCAUAUUGGAAGAGAAACAUCCAAUGUUUCUUGCGAAGUGGGCGUGCAAACGGGUUACCACAUUUACUAUAACGACCAUCGUAUACAAGGUAGGGGGAAUGUCCGUCCUGAAGCAGGAUCAGUUAGAGACUAUGAAAACCCCGUACAAUAUGACAAAUUGGACGAUUGUAAAAGGGAAGAUUACCAAUACACUGGACUUCAAUCUAACUAUGAAGAAUUAAACGAUGCUAAAAGAGAAGCAAAUGCAUAUACCAUCAUGGAAAGUACCUCAAGAAAUUAGACAGAAACAAAAUCUUUUUAUUUAACAACCACAGAAAACGCUUUAACAUGAAAAUGUGUCUUUCCUCGUAUGAUCUCUUGCAUCCAUCGGAAAUAUAUGGCUCGAUCUUUGUAUAGUAGCCACUGGCCUUGUGAUAUUACCGGUGAUUCAACUUUAUAGGAGACUUAUUGAAUGACUAGCCGGUCAAUAGUAAAACCUAAUGACCGAGAGCAUAUAGUUUUUACUGUUGGCCGACAAGCCAUUCAAUGUUUUAUUACAUGACAUCAGAAAUGAAUCUUCUAAUUUGUUCAGUGUUGACUUUAUCCAAGCAAAAUAUUGUGUUGAAUUACAGUCCGGUUAAUAGGACACACUACGAACCUGGGAUUUAUAUGAAUCAUAUAAUAAUAGAUGGUAUUUUACAGUAUGCGAAAUUAUUCACAUGUAGUGUGACAACAUUUCUUUGUUUGUUUUGGGUUUAACGCCGUUUUUCAACAGUAUUUCAGUUAUGAAACCUACCUAGUGUUCCUGGAUUCCGAACCAUUAGUUCAAAAUGUUAAGGUCAUAGGGCUUUGAACUUCUAAAGUGGUUUCUCCUCAAUAACCGUAGACGCAUUUGAUAUAGAACCUUCGAACUUCAUGGACCUUUUAGUUUCACUUGAAAAUUUCUUACAAAUAAUAUAGUCAAAGAUAUUUUUACUGCUUUAAGUAUGUUUCUGAUACAGCUUGCUUCAAACGAAACAAUUUAGGUGUUAUAUGCAUUGAGCAAUUUGUUUUAAAGGUAAAAGGAAACAGUGUCAUGUGUUAUUCUUGAACUACAUUUUGCACACUUUAAUUACAAGAAAUGUGCCAUUUCUAUGCAAACAGUUCGUUAUUACAUUUAUUUGAUUAACUUCCCCGUUGGCAAAACAGUAUAUUUCUUGUCAAGGUCAACUUUGAACAAUAACAAUAACAAUUAUCUAAACGAUCAAGAACUGACUUGAAUCAUUCCGAAUUUAUGCAUGUAUUCGUACUGCUGAAUGUAAAAUGUCUAUAAUCUUUGUUUUUUAUGAAUUUAUGUUUACUUUUCGAGUUUGUUUGAUAAAUAUUUUAAUGAACAUGA
Mercenaria mercenaria is the source of this 2699-nucleotide messenger RNA. RefSeq lists its product as uncharacterized. The transcript has 8 exons. The coding region runs from base 36 to 1622 and encodes 528 amino acids. NCBI's taxonomy places the organism in Eukaryota, Metazoa, Mollusca, Bivalvia, Venerida, Veneridae. The record is from RefSeq and is a predicted model, not a curated record.